Octopus bimaculoides (California two-spot octopus) is the source of this 7142-nucleotide messenger RNA. RefSeq lists its product as uncharacterized. The record is from RefSeq and is a predicted model, not a curated record. Gene Ontology annotation, molecular function: protein binding; ubiquitin protein ligase activity. NCBI's taxonomy places the organism in Eukaryota, Metazoa, Mollusca, Cephalopoda, Octopoda, Octopodidae. Gene Ontology annotation, biological process: proteasome-mediated ubiquitin-dependent protein catabolic process; protein polyubiquitination.
UAAGAUCACUCUAUGUAGUUUGAAAUCGGAGAGAGAAAGAGAGAGAGAGAGAGCGGCUUGGAUACAUAUAUUUACAUCUAUCACUGAAUCGGCGGAGUUAUUAGUCAGAAAUAAUCAAUAGUUUGCUCUUCUAAAUAAUUUUCAACCUGUUUUGUUCUGCGUUCCAAUCUCACUGGAAUCCAAUUUCUUCCUCCUUUCUGUGACCGGCCAUCUACUAUGGUGACCGAAUCUAUCGAUUACAUCCCUUCACCACACAAAAUAAAAGACUCAUUAUUGAUAUUAUAAAUCUUUCUUAUAAAUUCAGAAGCUUUACAAGCCUAUGUAAAAACAUUAUAUAGGUGUGGGAUCGUACUUUUAGAAAUCUGUUCCCAACGAUUCGUGUCGGUAUUUCAGUUGCAAUUUCCGCUUGUAGCUAUUUCUUGCUCAUACUCUUGAUCGAAGCAAUGUGCAUCGUGUUUAAAAUAUACCUACAGAGGUUGUGUGUAUAUAUAUGCAUCUCCGAUAGAUUCAAACACAGCAUGCCUCAUUAUUCCACUACUUGAUUCAAUUUACAUAUGACUCAGUGUUUUCUGUUUUUAUUUAGAGGCAGCAGCAUUUCCAUGAGUAAAAAAAAAAUCUACAUAAGCAUUUCUUUCCGAUAUAGCCCGAUGUAUCGAUGACAGUGAUUAUUACACAUUAGCCUAUACGUGGGAUAAAUAAAUAAAUAAAUAACAGCUGUAGGUGCCGAACUAAUUCUUGUAAGAUGUUUCUAUGCAGGGAAACAAAAAGGAAAGCAGAUAUGCAACGAAAACAAAAGAAACCAAUUCUACCAAAAAUCAGUCGAUUGGAAUAGCUGUUUAUUUAUUUAUUUUUCCGAAAAACAGUAAAUGAGGUAGUGGUGGGUUAGUGUUGGGUUGAGAAACACGACAUCGACUGGCAGUUUAUCACAUGUCUCGUUGACACUCACACUGUUGCUGAGUUCUUACCGCUGCUUGUUGGCUCUGUUUGGUGGCUUUCUAGUGUAGCAGAUCACUUAAAGGCCGUAAUACGUUGAAUAAACCCCUCUAUCUUACUAUUGGAUAGCAAAUGUCGGCACUAACCGGAGAAAACCCCUAUCGUAAGCAAUGUCGAUCAAGUGGCUGUCAUGAAUCCAGGAAGUCUACCUCUUCUUAUGUCCACUGUCCUGCAGCCCAUUUUCAGUAAAUUUUCUAUUACCAACACUUCAUCACUUGCUACAGAGAAAGUAAACAACAGUUAAUGGUGGCCAUGUAUCUAUUACGCCGUAUCCUACAUAUGGACAAUUACAAGUCAAGACAGGGAGCUGAUACCGAGUGUAGUAAGCUAACACUCCGGUUUGGCAAGAAGGGCCGAGGUCGUAACUGCUUCAAUAUGCCCUGCGGAAUUGCUGUAACAAAAUCUGGAGACAUUGUUGUGGCUGACUCUGAAAACCACAGGGUACAAAUAUUUACAAGUGAAGGGAUCCUAAAAGUAAAAUUUGGAAGCAAAGGAAUAAGACCUGAUCAAAUUAACUACCCAAUGUGUUUGGCAAUGACAAAUGAAGAAAACAUUGCUGUAACAGACAGUGUGAAUGCUUGCAUCAAAAUUUUCACUCAAGAGGGCAACUUAGUCCAAGUAUGUGGUAGCAGCAAGUUCUUUGAGUUCCCAUAUGGUCUUGCUAUCAGUCCUGAUGGAGACUUUGUUGUCACAGACAUCUGCAAACAUUGUGUUACUGUGAUGACCAAAAAUGGUGAGUUCAGUCACAGUUUUGGCUCUUAUGGAGACAGUCCACGAGAUUUUGACCAUCCUUAUUUUGUUACAGUCAACAAGCAAAAACAGAUCUUGGUGAGUGACUCGGGAAAUAGUUGUAUAAAAUUAUUUCGAUUUGAUGGUCAUCUGCUUAGAAGUUUCACUUUACAAGACUUUCAUUUGUCAGUUGAAUGCUAUGCAAACCUACAGGGAAUGUGUUCAGAUGCUGAUGGCAACACAUUAGUUAUCUGUAACAGUACAAUCUAUAUCUUGGCCAAGAAUGGACGCUUAUGGGAAGUAAUUACACCAAAAGAUGGUCUGACUACACCAAAAUGUGUGAGUUAUUGUAAUAAUGGUUUUCUUGCAGUCACUCAAUCUGGUUAUAAUGAAAUCCAUGAAGUUUGCCUUUUCGAUUACAACAAAGAUGAUUACAAAUCUUUAAACACACUGCUGUAUUAUGCUAUCGAUAUUUGAACAUAACAUUACACAUUGACAAUAAUUUUAACAUGCUUCUUCUUUUUCUUCUUCUUUUAAAUUAUUCUUACUAUUAUUUUUAUUUUUCAUAUGUAAAUCAAAAUUGUUUGUUCCAUUAAGGAAGAAAAACAAGUGGUUUGUGUGUGUGAAUGUGUGUAUGUAUGCAUGUGUGUGUAAAUGCGUGUAUGUGUGUGUACAUGUUUUAUAUAUAUAUAUAUAUAUAUAUAUAUACACACACACACACACACACACAUAUACAUUAUAUCUCCAUUUAUAUUGAGAAUUGGAAGCAAUGAAUUUUUUUUUUUUAAAUCAACUGACAUGCAAUUCAAUAUCAGUUAUGAGUUGUUUUGUUUGAUUUUGUUUGAUUUUUGUUCACUUUUUAUAUAUUGAGUUUUAUUUUUUAAAAAUCCAUGUAAAUAAAUGGAUAUAUAUAUACCAACAAUUUAUAAUGUUUAUGUAUAUUUCUGUAAGAAAAUGUAUUUAUCAUAUGUUAAUUUUUAUUCCUGAUAUUUUUUUGUAGAAAAGUAUCAGUUUCAUAUUUUUCAAAAAUGUUAUAAAUUUGUUUAUUUUAGAAAAAUAUAUAAAUAAAAGUUUAUAUUUUGUAUAUUAUACUUGAUUUAAAGAGAAACCAAACUAAAAUGUGUGUAUGAAUGGAAUUGUAUACGUCUAAGAUUGUGUUGUUUUUCGAGUGUAUAUAUGUUUGUGUGGUGUACAUAUAGCACAUUUGUGUUUCUAUAUAUACAUACAUGCACCCACAUAUAUACAUGUGUGAUAUAUAUAUAUAUAUAUAUAUAUAUAUACAUACACACACACACACAUACAUAACGCUCUCACACCUACACACAUAAAUACAUGUGUUUAUAUAUAUAUGUAUGUAUACAUCAUCAUCAUCAUCGUUUAACGUCCGCUUUCCAUGCUAGCAUGGGUUGGACGAUUUGACUGAGGACUGGUGAAACCGGAUGGCAACACCAGGCUCCAAUCUGAUUUGGCAGAGUUUCUACAGCUGGAUGCCCUUCCUAACGCCAACCACUCAGAGAGUGUAGUGGGUGCUUUUACGUGUCACCCGCACGAAAACGGCCACGCUCGAAAUGGUGUCUUUUAUGUGCCACCCGCACAAGCCAGUCCAGGGGCACUGGCAACGAUCUCGCUCGAAAAUCCUACAGGAGCCAGUCAGGCGAGUUUGUGCAUGUAUGUGAGUAUCACAUGCUGAUAGCAAAAGCUAAAGAUAAACUUGAUAGGUUGAAUUCAUCAAAAUUUAAUUAAAUUUAAAGUUCUUUGAGAUGACAAUUGUUUGAUAUCAGUGUGAUAGUUUUAAAAUAAUUACAUAUAUUGAUACAAAAUAUAUAGGUCAAAAGUUUAAAGAAUAAAAUUAUAUGUAUGUAUGAAUGUGUGUGUGUACAUAUGAAUCUGAAUGAAAACUUCACUUACCAUUAUCAAUAGUAUCACAUUUGCAAUCUUCAGACAAUUGUGGAAGUCUGUAUAUUUUCAUAGGAAAUGUAAUUUUUCAUGUGAAGGAAUAUAUAAAGCUUUUCUUGUUUCAUCUAAAGAUUGAAAAUAUGAAACUAUUUGUCAUGGUUAGUGAAAUAAAUAAAAUUCUACAUCAUUUUAUUACUUUGUAUUUGAUACUCUUUUUUUGCCUCGUUUGCACAACAUUAUUUAAAUUUUUUUUUCUCAAAACAUACAUAAGUACCUGUAUAUUCUAUAGGUGUAGCUGUGUGGUAAGAAAUUUCCUUCCCCACCACAUGGUUCCAAGUUCAGUCUCACUGCAUAGCUCCUUGGGCAGUAUCUUCUACUAUAAUGUACAACCUCAAGCCAACCAAAUCCUCGAUAGUGGAUUUGGUAGACAGAAACUGAAAGAGGCCUAUUUUGUGUGUGUGUGUGUGUGUGUGUGUGUAGAGUUGCCAUAUUUCAUUCCAUAAUGGCAACCUCUGAAGAGCAAAGGGUUACAUAAUCGGACAGAUACUUAGCACUCCGUUGAACUCCUAGUGCAAAACUGAUUGGUACGAUCAGCCAUAAUGUAUACAUAAUACUGUACACUUCAAUUGAUAUAUAUAUACAUAUAUUAACUUUAACAAGGAAAAGAUUGACAGUGACUUUGAAAUUUUGACUGUCUUGCUUGCCUUAUGAGCAAGCCAACACUUUGAAAUCGCUGUCAAUUUUUUCCUUAUAAAAGUUAAUAAACAUGCAUACACAUAUAUAUAUAUAUAUAUAUAUAUAUAUCAUUGCCUUCUUAAUAUACACAUACUUAGUGAUGUGCCAAGCUACCUUAAUGAAUUUCAAUGUAGAAGCCACACUAAGCCUCUAUGUUUGUCUAAUGCAUUGUAUUGGUUGGGAUAAUUAUGGAGUCAGGCUAUUUUGUUAUAAGAACAAUUUAUUACAGGUGGUUUAAUAUUUAUUUACAGCUCACCGUCAUCAGAUAAAAAACAUCAAAAUAUAAAAUCAAUUGCAAGCAUGGAAAAGAUGUGUAUGUAUUUAAUAUAUAUAUAUAUGCCAGCAUGGACGAUGGGCAUUAAAUGAUGAUGAUAUCCACAUAGAUACAUGCAUAUAUAUGAUAUAUAUUGGCUUACCAUUUUUAUAAAUAUUCUUUCUUCAAUUCAUAUUAAGUACUCAUCUCUCAUUGCUUCAUACUAUUUACAAAUACAAUAUAGUAUUAUGUGAAUGGUUAUAAGGAUAGGUAUCUAAUAAUUAAUUCAACUGAUCACAACAAUUAGUUUACCAAUUUGUAUAACAAGAUAUUAAUGCUGAAUGUAGAGCAAUAAGUGCUGUAGGCUGGAGUUAUCUUGAAGAGUGUCAAGAAGUAAUGAAAGAAAACAAUAGUAGAAAAUAAUUUAUCCACAAAUAGAUUCUUAAAUAAUUGAAAAAUUUAAAUAUACAUAAUCAACAAAACAACUGAUAAGAUUAAUUAUAUAAGAUAUCUGAUUUUACAAUACAUGUGUAUGUGUGUGUGUAUAUAUAUAUAUUAGAAAAAAUAAUAAGGUACUCAGAUAUCUGGAUGAUUGUACAUUUACAGAUGUUUAUUAAUAUGUCACGUUUUUAUAAAUCAUAUAUUAAGAAAAAUAAAAUCUGGAGAGUCUACUAGAAUAGAUGCAAACGCUAAUAUAUGAUUUAUAAAAAUCUGUAAAUGUACAACCAUCCAGAUAUCUGAGUACCUUAUUAUUUUUUCUAAUAUGUAAUUCCUGAACAUCACCUCCAAACCUUCUAAUAUAUAUAUAUAUAUAUAUGUACAGGGUGCGGUGAAUAAAUUGUCUAAAUUACGCAGAAAUGAAAAUAACACUGACAUCUCAUUUUAACAGAUAUAUUUCCCAAAAUUAUAUAAAAAUAUCUCGAAAUACUAAAGAGUAAAUUUAUUCAAUAAAAUCGCCAUUGGCUUCAGCCACCAGACGACUUCGGAAUCUCCUGCAACUCUUCUGGGUGGUCUGCUUCUUUAAUUUGGUAAAUACUGCCAUUUUCCUUGCCUUCUGUUCAUCUUUGGUAUUACAAGGAGUUUUGUUGGUCUCUCACUCAACUGCGCCUCACACAUAAUGAUCAAGAGGAUUGCAGUCUUGGGAGUUAGGUGGCCAUAUUGUUAGGGAUGAUGUAGUCACAGAAAUUGUCUGACUGCCAUGGCUGGGUUCUCCUGCUUGUGUGACAUAGUGCAGAGUCCUGUUGCCAGACGUAGGGUCUCACAGCAGCCACCCUCUUGACCCAGGGCAGCAUUACCACCUCCAGGCACUUGAUGUAGGCUUCUGUGUUGAGUCUCAGGCCAUGUGGGAAGACGAAUGGAGGCAUAACGUCAUCAUCACUAGUGAUCACUCCAAACACCAUGAUGUUGACUGGAUAUUUGAUUUUUAUCAUUCUCAGUACCUGUCCUCAGAUUGACAUCCAAACUUUCUGAAAUGUUUGUAUUGGAGCUUCUGGCACGAAUGCCAUGCAAUACAGCAUGUCAUUUCUAAAUUUAUGGCAGACUGAAUUGUAUCAUGGUGUUGUUUUUCUCACAGACAGUGCCAAACUGACCCUACUAUACUGUGUAGUUGACAAAAUCAAAAACAAACAAUGUGCAUGUGUAAACUUAAAAAUAUAAAAUGGCGACAAUUUACCCAUUGUGCCAUAUAUAUAUAUAUAUAUAUAUAUAUAUAUAUACACAUUUCAUUUCAUUUGUUUAAUGUCUGUUUAUUCCAUGCUAGCAUGUUGUUAGAUGGUAAGUUUAUAUGUGGCUGGAUUUUACAGCCAGACACUUUUUCUGUUGCCAAACCUUACCAGUCUUUCAGGUGAAGAUUUUUCUGUAUUUUUACUUCAGAUGUCUUCAAAACAAUUGAAUGAUGAAUCAUGAAUGUUAGGAUCAUCACCAUUUCUCUCAAGCAGUAACAAGCUUGUCAUAUCAAUAUUCACAAACAUUCAUUCAUACAGAGACACACAUGCACAGAUAUAUAAUGUAUAUAUAUAUAUAUAUAUAUAUAUAUGUAUAUAUGUAUGUAUAAUACAAUCCUUUUUAAACAGUAAUGUUACUUGAUGGUAAUAGAAGCCACUUAAUAAAUUAUAAAUGGAAACUAAAUUUAGGCAAAUGUUUAAACUAAAACGAAAAUGCUUUUAAAAAUCUGUAAAUUGAAAAUAUCCUUCUUGACAUAAUUUACUUUCAUUUCACUAACAUGAUAGCAUGGAAUUUUGGGAUAUUUUCUUGUUGUAUGUUGACUGACAAUGAUUAAUGACUAUCUGUUCUUAAUGCAGUAGGUACACUAAGUGACAAAAAUAUAUAUGUAUAUCUAUCAUCAUCAUCAUCGUUUAACGUCUGCUUUCCAUGCUGGCAUGAGUUGGACGGUUUGACUGAGGACUGAUGAGCCAGAUCGCUGCACCAGGCUCCAAUCUGAUCUGGCAGAAUUUCUACAGCUGGAUGCCCUUCCUAACGCCAACCACUCCGAGAGUGUAGUGGGUGUUUUUACGUGCCACCGGCAUGAGGGCCAGUC